AUGGCAAUUGAAGUCAACAUUAUUUACAUUUGUAUUCCAGUCCUUGUGGUUUUGUAUCUCCUAACAAAACAUGUAUCACACAAGCUCCAAAAUCUGCCCCCUACACCCUUUCCAGAACUCCCUUUAAUAGGCCAUCUUCACCUUGUUAAGAAACCUCUCCACCGUGAGCUAGCCAAGAUUUCUGACCAUCAUGGCAAAGUGCUUUUUCUCCGCUUUGGAUCACGUCGUGUUCUUCAUGUUGCUUCCCCUUCAGCAACAGAGGAAUGCCUUUCCAAAAACGACAUUAUAUUUGCCAACCGACCACAUCUUUUUAGUGGCAAGUAUUUCGGCUACAACUACACUAGCCUCCCUUGGGCCCCUUAUGGUGAGCAUUGGCAGAAUCUUCGGCGUAUUUCAGCUAUUGAAAUCUUAUCAUCCAAACGCCUUGACUCACUUUCUCAUAUCCGUCUUGAAGAGAUCCAGUCACUGACCCGCAGAUUGUUUUUGACUGCCAAUAAGAAUCCAGAUGAAAUUUUGAAUGUGAGAGCCGAGUUGUUUGGCUUCAUGUUUAAUGUAAUGACAAGGAUGAUGGCAGGAAAGACGUAUUUUGGUUUGGGCAGUGAAAAACUAGCAGAAGCAAAGAGGUUCCGUGAUAUGGUUGCAGACACUGCGAAAGUAAACGUGCAAUCAGCUAUGGCAGAUAUGUUGCCUAUUUUGCGGUGGUUUGUUGGUGGAAAAUUAGACAAGAGGUAUAAGGCAGUGCAGAAGAGGCGUGACGAUUUUAUGCAAGAAUGGAUAGAUGAACUUCGUGCAGAAGAUGGUUUGGGUAACGAAGACACGAAGAAAACAUUGCUGAAAGUUUUAUUAUCUCUGCAAAAUGAAAAUCCAGAAUACUACACUGACGAAAUGAUCAAAAGUCUCUCACAGGCCCUGUUACAUGGAGGAAUCAACACUUCAGUGGUGACAAUGGAAUGGGCAAUGUCACAUUUACUUAAUAACCCAAACGCAUUAAAGAAGGCACAGAUAGAAAUUGACUGUGUUGUAGGAUGUGAUCGCCUAGUCAAUGAAGCAGAUUUGUUAAAGCUUCCUUACUUGCAGUGUAUCAUCAAAGAGACAGUAAGAAUGCAACCACCAUCGCCUUUACUUCUUCCUCACGAGUCAUCCAAAGAGUGUACUGUUGGAGGUUAUCGUAUCCCACAAGGUACAAUGUUGUUAGUAAAUCUAUGGGCGUUACAAAAUGAUCCCAACAUCUGGAAUUCACCCGAAACAUUUAAACCUGAGAGGUUUGAAGUUAUUGAGAAUAUUGUCAAAGUAAAAGAGGGAAUGACUAUGAGCCCAUUUGGGUCAGGAAGGAGGCGAUGCCCUGCUGAGAAUUUGGCAAUGCGGAUAGUGGGAUUGGCAUUAGCGUCACUAAUUCAAUGCUUUGAUUGGAAACGUGUUAGUGAGGAAUUGGUGGAUAUGACCGAAUCUGGUGUGUUCAGUUUAGCCAGGGCUCAACCUCUGAUGGCUAAGUUUCAGACUCGUUCGAACCUUGCGCGUCAUCUAUUUCAUGUCUAG
This is a messenger RNA of Erigeron canadensis, 1536 nucleotides long. RefSeq names its product cytochrome P450 81Q32-like. The record is from RefSeq and is a predicted model, not a curated record. Gene Ontology annotation, molecular function: oxidoreductase activity, acting on paired donors, with incorporation or reduction of molecular oxygen; heme binding; iron ion binding. Bases 1 to 1536 code for a protein of 511 amino acids. The transcript is spliced from 2 exons. Lineage: Eukaryota; Viridiplantae; Streptophyta; Magnoliopsida; Asterales; Asteraceae.